Populus trichocarpa (black cottonwood) is the source of this 788-nucleotide messenger RNA. RefSeq names its product DCC family protein At1g52590, chloroplastic. Lineage: Eukaryota; Viridiplantae; Streptophyta; Magnoliopsida; Malpighiales; Salicaceae. Gene Ontology annotation, molecular function: protein-disulfide reductase activity. The transcript is spliced from 5 exons. The coding region runs from base 72 to 602 and encodes 176 amino acids. The record is from RefSeq and is a predicted model, not a curated record.
AAAUUGCAAUUACUGGGAAACAGAAACGUGGUCACUGACAGACUCAUAUAACCUUGCUUUGCCUGUCUCCAAUGGCAAUUCUUGGUUCAGGCAGCUGCACACUAUUAAGGCUGACACCUAGCAAUCAUGAUAAACGAAGAAUCGCCACUUUUGCCACUCAAUCUCCUCCUAGAAAUGACAGUGCAGUUAACUGGGUUGAAGCAACUGGUGGCUUCUUCGAGAAAGACUCACGACCAAUCAUGUUAUUUGAUGGUGUGUGUAACCUCUGUAAUGGAGGUGUAAGGUUUGUGCGAGAUAAUGACCGAAAUAGGAGAAUCAGGUAUGAGGCUCUCCAGAGUGAGGCAGGGAGAAAACUGUUGAGGAGGUCCGGAAGAGCUCCUGAUGAUAUUUCAAGUGUUGUACUAGUUGAGAGAGAUAGAUCACAUAUCAAGUCGGAAGCUGUGUUGAAGAUAAUGGAAUACAUAGACUUACCUUUUCCCCAGCUAGCAUUUUUCCUACAGAUUGUGCCUCUGUUCUUGAGGGAUUUUGUAUAUGACAAUGUUGCAAAUAAUCGCUACACAAUUUUUGGGCGCUCAGAAUCAUGCGAGAUAUAUUAUGACUGAAUCGUUCAAUCAUCAUGUUCAUGUGUGUAUGUAUAUUGGAUGGAUGGUCCACAAGAGCAGAGAUCUCUCAAGUGUGGUUUAUGUUUAAUCGCUACUGUGGUUUAAGAAGUUGUGACAAUGUAUAUCAGUUCUCGGGAUUUGUAUUUGUAAACCUUGAUUAUGUAUAACUAUUUACUUGUCCUUGCA